AUGAGUUCUCCUCUUUCUGAAGCCGACAACAUCAUAUAUAAGGUACUUCAAUGCUUGAUGAAAGAAGGAUCAAUGAUCUACUCCUAUCUCACAAGAAAGGAAAUUGUACUUAUGCUUCAGCAAGUCAUAACAAUCUUCAGAUCAGAACCUAUUCUACUGAAAAUACCAUCAAACAUUCAUGUAGUAGGUGACAUCCACGGAAAUAUUAUGGACCUCAUCAGGAUUUUUCAAAAGGUUGGCUAUCCUCCACAACAGAAAUACUUAUUCCUUGGCGACUAUGUAGAUAGAGGUAACAAUUCUAUCGAAAUACUUUUAAUGCUCUUUGCUCUCAAAAUCAAAUACCCAGAACAUAUAUAUUUGAUUAGAGGCAACCACGAAAAUGAACACAUGUCAGAGUACUAUGGUUUCCGUGAUGAAAUCGAAUCUAAGUAUAACUAUACGCUCUUUUAUGAAUUUCAUCGUGUUUUUCGCCAAUUACCACUUGCAUGCUUAAUUUCCAAUAAGAUUUUUUGUGUCCAUGGAGGCCUAAGUCCACUUUUCACAUCUUUUGAAGAUUUUCAAGCACUAGAGAAACCAGGAGAGAUUAAAGAUCCAUCAAUUUUCCUUGAUUUCAUUUGGAGCGAUCCUAAAGAUCAACCAGAGGAUUUCAAACCAAGUCUUAGAAAAUGCGGACAGUUUUUCGGUCAAAAAGCUUUGGAAGACUUUUGCCAAAAGACUAGUGUCGAAUUAGUUCUAAGAGCUCAUGAACUAUGCCAACAUGGCUAUGACUUUCCAUAUGCAAAUUCAGACUCAUGCAUAACUGUUUUUAGUUCAUCCAAUUAUUGCGAUAGACAGAACAAAGCAGCAAUUGUUAAUGUCAGCAAAAAACUUGAAGUGACAAUCACACAAUUUGAUCCAUUGAAGAGUGAACCAAAUCAGGUUCCUAUCAUUUUCCCAGAGUGGCUUGACUAUCUCAUGGUUUCAGAUAUCAAAAGCAACAAAGCUGAAGAUAAAUUCAACGAUAGUGAACCAAGCUCUGAACUGGAUGAGAAGUUUACAAAGGAAACUGGUGCUACGCUUGAAAUCAGUAGCGCAAUCAGUGAUGCAAACACAUUAUGCUAUUAA
Molecule: messenger RNA, 1104 nt
Organism: Trichomonas vaginalis G3
Lineage: Eukaryota; Parabasalia; Trichomonadida; Trichomonadidae
Product: phosphoprotein phosphatase protein
Exons: 1
Coding region: 1-1104 (367 amino acids)
Cellular component (GO): cytoplasm; nucleus
Molecular function (GO): protein serine/threonine phosphatase activity
Source: RefSeq, a predicted model, not a curated record